Messenger RNA from Cokeromyces recurvatus, 1262 nucleotides. RefSeq lists its product as uncharacterized. Bases 34 to 1206 code for a protein of 390 amino acids. Lineage: Eukaryota; Fungi; Mucoromycota; Mucoromycetes; Mucorales; Mucoraceae. The record is from RefSeq and is a predicted model, not a curated record. Gene Ontology annotation, molecular function: protein binding. The transcript has 9 exons.
UUUUUUUUUACUUUUCUUUUUAUACAUUGUAAAAUGACAAGUUCAAAAAAUUUAGAUGCUCUUUGGAAAGAUAUCACAUCAUGGCAAACUGAAAUUAACUCCAAGGAUGAAAAGUUAAUAAGAAAAAAGCUUAUUCAUGAUCAAACAUUACCACCUGUAAGAAAAUCAACAGAAAUCAAUGUUGAUGAAUCAAAACCUGUUGGCUUAGAUAAAUUAAAAAAAACAGAACCUAUACUUGCAACUAAUACAAUAAAGCCACAAACAAGAGUCGAAAAAGCAGAAGCAGAAAAAAUAAAAGGUAAUGAAUAUUUCGGUAAAAAAGACUAUAAAAAUGCCAUUUUACAUUAUGGGAAGGCAAUCGAUUUGGAUCCAACAGUAUCUGUUUAUUUUGUGAAUCGUGCCAUGGCUUAUUUAAAGAUAAAUAACUAUUUAGAGGCAGAAAAGGAUUGUAUAAGGGGUAUUAAACUUCAACCUAAUAAUGUCAAAGCUUACUGGAGACGUGGCAUUGCUUUAAAAGGACUUGGAAGAAUAGAUGAAGCACGAAAAGAUUUUGAAAUGGGUUUAAAGUUAGAGCCUAACAAUAAAUCAAUUUUGGAUGAAUUAAAGAAAUUACCUAUACCAAAAACUGUAGAAAAAUCACAAAUAAAGAAAAAUAAUAAUAAAGAAGAAGAAAAAAGGAGAUUACAUAUAAAUAUAAUAGAUGAUUAUUAUACAAAGCCGAAAGAAGAAGCUAAAAGAAACGUAGAAAUACAACCUAUAAAGAAGGAGAAGGAAAUAACUCUAACAGUCAAACCAUCAAAGACUCCCCUAAAGUUUUCAAUUCCUCAUACAAACUUUGAAUUUGAAAGAGAUUGGAAAACAUAUAAAGUUAAAGGAGAUGAUAUUUUAUACCAAUACUUCCAGAUCAUUCCACCUACGUCAUAUGCUUCUAUCUUCAAAUCAUCUUUAGAAUCUGAUCAAUUUGAAAAAAUAAUUGAUUUACUUGAAACUAAAUAUGCGAAAGAAAAGGAGCCUGACGUUAUUUUCAAUGUACUAAAGGGCUUAUCACAAGUAAAGCGAAUUGAUAUGUUGGUCAUGUUUUUAGAUAAAAAACAUCAACAAGCUUUGCAACAUUUGUUUAAUUUAUUGAAAGAUUCUAAAGAAUUGAAAGCAACAGAAAAUGACUUUAUAAAAUUAAGUAAAUUCUAUAAUACUCGCGUAUGUUAAAAACGUCAAAUUUAGCCAAUAAAAUUUAAUUAUUUUGAUUUUUAUCUUUACAUAAA